UCAAUUCAAGAUGGAGGCGAGCAACUAUUACGCUGGUUAUACUUCAGGAGCCCAACACUCACAAGGAUUCACUCAAGUUCAAAAUCCGCCGAUUCAGACAAGUUAUGCAGCUCCUCAGGCAACUACUGGAUACGCUGUUCAAGGCACAGCACAAACAGCUGCUCAUUACGGGCCGCCCCAAACCCAAGCACCUCGGCAAGUAGUUCAACAAGCGGCGUAUUCAGCUGCCUCGACGGCUUAUGCUCAGACGGCUCCUACACAAGGGAGUGCUUAUGGCUAUACAGCAAGGCAACAGGAUGCUCCUCCACCACCACCACCAACCAAUACAGCUUAUCAGGCAGCUUCACACGCCGCCUAUCAAACACAUCCUGCGUCUCAAACCUACUAUGAACGUGACGCUUACGACACCAAAGCUAACUACUAUUCACAGCAGCCAGCCUCAAGUGUUCAAGGAAGUCAAGGCGCUUACUACGCUCCUGUAGCUACUGCCACUGCUAAAGCUGCUUAUCAAGCUUCGGCAGCCACAGCUUAUCCAACUCCUGUUAGUGCCACUCGUGUAGCGGCAAAGUCUCACCCGGCACAAGCUUAUACUUCGAGUUCUACUGUUGCUUACCCGUAUUCCUCUGCUCGAACCAACACCAACUACAAUAACCAAGGUUCCUACACUACGUCUACUUAUGGCAACUCAAAUACUGCAGCUACUGAUAGCUAUCAUCCUCAGGCUUACGAAGCAGCCGUUUAUAAUGCGGCAGCAGCGUACGUACAGCAACAACAACAGCAUCAUCAGCCUUCAAGGCCCAACUGGAAGAACAAAAGCGGCAUGUCUGGGAUGCCGUCCAACAAGCAACAAAAGCCCAAAGCUCCACCAAAACAGCCACAAAUACACUACUGUGAUAUUUGUAAAAUAAGCUGUGCCGGACCUCAGACUUACAAGGAACAUUUGGAAGGACAGAAACACAAGAAAAAGGAAGCUUCAUCUAAAGCCAAACCAGAGGCAAAUGCCAACAACAGUAAUUCUUACUGUUGUGAGCUGUGUGACAUCACAUGCACUGGUGCUGAUGCAUAUGCUGCACAUUUGAAAGGGUCAAAACACCAGAAGGUUGUAAAACUACAUGUAAAACUUGGCAAACCAAUCCCAGAGAUUCUGCCAAUUAAAGCACCAGAACCAAAAGAAAACAAAGAAGGUGAAGAAAAAACCAAAGUAGCAUCAAACAACAGAAACCAAGGAAGRAAAAAUGCAGCCAAACGUCCAGUAGCUCCUAAGAUAACCUUUGUAGGUGGGACUAAAUUGACAACAACUGGUGUAGUAAAGACUAAUGAUGCUUCUGAAGGGUCUACUGCUCAAGCUGGUCAGGCACAACAAGGUGCAACAGCUGCUGGAAAAGAUGAGGAGUCAUUAGAUUCCUCUGCAGAUGGUGAAGAAAAGUUUGAUUUGGCCACAUUCACUGGUGUGGAUAAGAGCAAAAUUGUUGGCUCAGAUUACCUUGAGGAGAUCAAGAGUGAUGAUGGCAAAGUUGUCAGUUUUCAAUGCAAACUUUGUGAGUGUAAGUUUAAUGAUCCAAAUGCUAAAGAAGCUCACUUGGCUGGUCGUAGACACAGAUUGCAGUACAAAAAAAAAGUUCAACCAGAUUUAGUUGUGGAAACCAAACCCAGCAACCGCAGACUCAGCAAGACACAAGAAGAUAAACUCAGGCGCCAGUGGGAACAGGAAAACCUAUGGAGAUGGAGAAGGGAUGAAGAAGCACGCUGGCAUGAGGAGGAAGCGCGAAGAUGGGAGGAAGGAGAAUAUCUUAGAAGGAUGGAAGAGGAGAGGUUCUGGGAAGAAGAGCACAGACGCAGGUAUGAAGGAGACUUCAUGGAAUGGAGUGAUAGAACCCUCCCUGGUUCUCAUGCACCAACUGGUGGUGUUCCUCCAAGACUUAUGGAUGCACCUAUGCCUCGCCCAAGAUUUGAUUCUGCCGAUGAUCGCAUGGUUAUGGCAAAACACUCGGCGAUCUACCCAACCGAAUCAGAACUACAAGCUGUCCAAAAUAUUGUGUCUGCAUCAGAAAAAGCCCUCAAGUGUGUGUCUGAUGUAAUUGCUGAGCAAGACAACCCGCCGAUGGAAGUAGAAACAGCAGCAGCAGAUGUUGAGGUUAAGGAAGAGGUUAAGGAAGAGAGCAAACCUGAAGACAAGACAGAAGAGGCUGCUGCUGAGAAGACUGAGGGGGAAACUGAGGAAGAAAACAAAGACCCUGCGAAGCAACAAGCACCUCGUGCCCUGAAAGGUGUCAUGCGUGUUGGAGUACURGCUAAGGGUCUGCUACUAAGGGGCAGACUGGAUGUUGAUUUAGUUGUUCUUUGCCACAAUAAACCUACCUUGUCGCUUCUGAAGAGAGUGGUUGAUCUCCUUCCAGCUCAGCUUGAGAGAGUAACAGAGGAAAAGUAUGAGAUAAAAACACUUCCUGAAGAGUGUGGACUAUCAGUUAGUACUACCACUGAGCCAAAAGUGACUGUCUUGGUUACUCUUACGUCACCUAUCAUGAGGGAUUCAACUGAGCCUGUAAACGAUGAUGAACCUGACGUUCUGGACAGGCAAAAAUGUCUUGAUGCAUUGGCUGCCUUACGACAUGCUAAAUGGUUCCAGGCAAAAGCAAACAGUCUUCAGUCGUGCGUGAUUAUUAUUCGCGUUAUGCGUGACAUGUGCCAGAGAGUGCCAGCAUUCAGUCCAGUCACCGACUGGGCACUGGAAUUGCUGGUUGAAAAGUCUCUUAGCAGCAGCGAGCACCCACUGGGUCCUGGUGAAGCCUUCAGGCGAGUCAUGGAAUGUAUUUCAUCUGGACUCUUCCAAGAAG
Actinia tenebrosa (Australian red waratah sea anemone) is the source of this 2834-nucleotide messenger RNA. Its product is annotated as zinc finger RNA-binding protein. Lineage: Eukaryota; Metazoa; Cnidaria; Anthozoa; Actiniaria; Actiniidae. Gene Ontology annotation, cellular component: precatalytic spliceosome. Gene Ontology annotation, molecular function: double-stranded RNA binding; zinc ion binding; single-stranded RNA binding. The record is from RefSeq and is a predicted model, not a curated record.